GACAUUUGACAGACAGCUGUUCCCAAAGUUUAAAAUUUGUUUCCGGUUUUACCUUUGAGAAAAAUGGAAAUUAUAAAAGAUGCAUCUAUUUUGCACUUUAUUUCGGACGUUUUAAGUAUAAUCACCAUUUCUACGUGUUUUAUCCUGAAAAUUCCACAAAUUUUGAGCAUUCUGAAGGUUAAGAAUGCAAACGGCAUUAACCUUGUUGGAUUAUUAAUGGAAUUAACAAGUUACACCAUAAUGUUUUCAUACAAUUUCCGUAAUCGUUACGCUCUUCUAUCAUACAUGGAGUACCCCAUUAUUCUCAUACAAGAAAUAAUUUUAAUAGUAUUUGUUAUGUACUACAAAAGUUGUUUAAACGCCUAUAGUAUGAUAGGUGCAGUUGUUUAUGGGUUAAUUGCGGCUGGGCUUUUACUAGGCACAGUCCCACAAGGUGUUAUAGCUUUUCUUGUGCCUCUUUGCACACCUAUAGGGGCUUCAUCAAAAGUUGUACAAUUAUUGGAAAUCUUAAGAACAAAAAAUUCUGAGUCAGUUAGUGUUCUUACUUGGUUCAUAUCAGCGUUUACAAACUUCACACGAGUUUUUACCAUUUCGGUGGAUUCAGCCGACUUAACACUCCUUUUAAACUUUGGAGUUAACGUUGUUUUAAGUUCUUCUGUAAUGAUAGCUGCUUACGUAUAUAAACAUCCCAAAAAAGACUAAGACGGGUAUUAGAAUGCUACCUAAAUUCGUUAUAUAAUUAUAUUAUUAAAGUUUUGUUUAUAGUGUGAAUAGAUUCUAUGUAGUGAUAGGGUGGUUUAACGAAGUAUAAAGCGAUAUUAGGACAUCAUGGAUUUUUUAAAGUUAAGUCACCCCUAAAUUGACUUCCACUUGUUUGUUAACUUGUUAAUAAUUUAGUGACAGUUUAAUGAGGAGAGUUAGCUGUUAUUUUAUAUACCUUGUUUAUGUGAUAGUUUAGCAUAUUUAUAUUUUAUUCUAAGGGCAAUCAUUGUCUACUCAGGUAUACCUAUUGUUUUAAAUAUAUUUUAAUUGUUUAUCACACUGAAAAUAUUUAAAUUGGUAUUUUGUUGUAAAGGCAUUUAUUAUUUUAUUAGUAACAUUUUAUUCACUUUUCUUCUGAUUUGAAAUAUAAAUAUCGUUUGUUGAUCAGAGUUGUUAAGAUUUUUAUAAAUAAAUAUCAAUAUUAUUAACAACCAAGUAAAUACAAAAGUGGGAUAAAAAUAAAGUAUCUAUCGUUUUAUGUUUUUUUUUCUAGAAGUUCAAAAUGAAGAACAAAUGUUACAAUUCUGUAAUUCGCCUAAUGCUACUCGUAUCUUAGAUCAAAGUAAAAGUCAGUUUUCUUUAUCGAAGAAAUUUUAUAAUUUUGCUUUAAUAAAAAAUGUUAAAUUUUGUAAACUUAUUGUUGCUUUUGUUGAUUAAAAUUAAAUUUCAAGCAAGCUAUUUUUAUGUAAUAUCAAUUUUUUUUAAUGUCAAAUUACUAGAAAUACGUACCUAAUAUUAUUUUCUUUCUCCAUAUUGCUUCAAAAUUUCUGGUGGUGUAAAAUUCUAUUUAUAAAUCUGAGAAACUGUCUAAAGCAAUUUGAGACACAUUUUUACUUUAUGUAAAGAGGGAACUAGUAAUUUUCAUUAAAUUUGACCAUUGUUUAGGUCACACAUCUUUCUUGGUUAAUGAAGAAAGUUUAACGUGAAAUACUAUCUAUAAGUAAUUAAAUUUUUACUUUAAUUUACAAGCACACCGUUUUCACCAAAUUGAUUAGUUCCUCUCAGUUAAUUACAAACAACAAAUUAAAUUUCAAAGCAGAAAAAUCAAAACUAUUUUUACCUGAUUGGGAUACCGGAUGCUCCACAUAUAAUUUAUUCAAGAAUGCCGUUGUUGCAAUAAGUAUUUGUGCAAUUAUCAAGUUUAGAUUUUAAAAGACAUUAUUUUAAUGUAAAAUUAUAUUUUUGUAUGAGGACUGUUAUAGUUUCAACUGUUAAAUAAAAUCAUAAAAAUCAA
Messenger RNA from Tribolium madens (black flour beetle), 1996 nucleotides. Its product is annotated as mannose-P-dolichol utilization defect 1 protein homolog. The transcript is spliced from 4 exons. The record is from RefSeq and is a predicted model, not a curated record. The coding region runs from base 64 to 702 and encodes 212 amino acids. NCBI's taxonomy places the organism in Eukaryota, Metazoa, Arthropoda, Insecta, Coleoptera, Tenebrionidae.